AUGCCACCCGCUUUUGAAAAUAAGUAUGCAAUUGCCACCGGAGGUUCCAGAGGCAUCGGGGUUUCUAUUGCGCUUUUAUUAGCGGAGAGAGGCGCCAAAGGAGUGGCCAUCACCUAUUCCAGCAACAAAGCAGCAGCAGAUGACACUGUGGCCAAGAUCAAAGCUCAUGGAACAGACGCGGUUGCGAUACGUGCUAACAUUCUCGACGUGGACAUCGGAGACACAAUAGUGAAUGCAGCUCUCAUAGGAUUAAAAACGAAUACAAUCCAUAUCCUUAUCAACAAUGCUGCCCUUGCCACAUCGGAGCAUCUGCUUCCUAUUCUUCAAACCACCGUCGAGAACUUCGAUAACCUUUUUCACGCAAACGUACGGGCGCCAAUUUUUACGACACGUGCAGCACUUCCAUAUAUGCCCAUCAAGGGUGGCAGAAUUAUCAACGUGAGCUCCGUCACAGCCAAGGAGGCGGCUGACGAGCCAGGAAUACUUUAUGGUGAUAGUAAAGCAGCACUAAACAGUAUAACUCGAUCUAUGGCAAGCGCUCUAGCUGCAGAGAAAGGCAUUACCAUCAAUUCAAUAAGUGUCGGACCUACUAAAACUCCUGCCGUGGAAGAUGCUUUGGCCAACUUGCCCAAAGAAUUUACAAAAGGGCUCAAAAUCUAUGCCACUGCUGAAAAGCGAUUGGCAGAGCCAGAAGAAAUUGCGGCAAUCGUGGCUUUCGUGGCAAGCGAAGAUGCUCGUUGGAUGAAUGGAGCUAGUGUCCCAGCGAACGGAGGUGCGAUCUUACUAGCAGAGGGCUAA
Molecule: messenger RNA, 798 nt
Organism: Trichoderma virens Gv29-8
Lineage: Eukaryota; Fungi; Ascomycota; Sordariomycetes; Hypocreales; Hypocreaceae
Exons: 3
Coding region: 1-798 (265 amino acids)
Source: RefSeq, a predicted model, not a curated record